Messenger RNA from Leptopilina heterotoma, 516 nucleotides. RefSeq names its product cilia- and flagella-associated protein 161-like. Gene Ontology annotation, biological process: cilium assembly. The record is from RefSeq and is a predicted model, not a curated record. The coding region runs from base 1 to 516 and encodes 171 amino acids. NCBI's taxonomy places the organism in Eukaryota, Metazoa, Arthropoda, Insecta, Hymenoptera, Figitidae. The transcript has 3 exons. Gene Ontology annotation, cellular component: motile cilium.
AUGCCUAUUGUUUGUGCAGCUAUAAGUGAACCGUUUACUCGAAAUACAUUUACGAUACUUGCAUCCUAUUCGAAUAAACGAGACGGGGAGAAACUUUUAUUUGGCCAAAAUUUCAUUUUGAAGUUAACAGAUUCUACUGAAGAAGAUUUAUACCUCAGAUCAGUAACACCUUUGAUUGACGAUACUCGUGGUCCUGGAGAACAUAAUCGAGUGUUAUUAAGUAACAUUAAAGACUGUUAUUGUCUCUGGAAAGUUCUUUUGUGCAACAAAAGUCAAAGAUUUGAAUCCGAGGGAACUCCUGUUCCAGUUUCUGAUCGAAUUGUUAUUACUCACGUAAUGACUGGAGAGUGUUUAGCAGUUGAAAGAUUAAAUUGUCAAUCGAGCAUUUUUGGCGUUGAAUGUGGAAUAUCCGUUCACACUUAUAGGGAUGUAAAUAAACGAGAAACCCCCGAAUGUCACUGGAUGUUUGUAACAGAAAAAGUACCACGCGGUACUGCCGAGAAAGAAUGUAAAUAA